Schistocerca serialis cubense is the source of this 410-nucleotide messenger RNA. RefSeq names its product bolA-like protein 2. The record is from RefSeq and is a predicted model, not a curated record. Gene Ontology annotation, molecular function: 2 iron, 2 sulfur cluster binding. Bases 117 to 374 code for a protein of 85 amino acids. The transcript has 3 exons. Gene Ontology annotation, cellular component: nucleus; cytosol. Gene Ontology annotation, biological process: intracellular iron ion homeostasis. Lineage: Eukaryota; Metazoa; Arthropoda; Insecta; Orthoptera; Acrididae.
UAGUGCGCGCGCGUGGGGUUGUGGCAACGUGUAUUCACUGCACCACAACGACCAAUUUGAGAUUUGCAUGCGCCGUGCUUUCAGGAUUUCUGCUCUUCUGUAAUUGUUGGUGUAAGAUGGUUUAUACAGAAGAAUAUAUUAAAUCGAAAUUAAUUAAAGAACUUGAAGCAUCACAUGUUGAAGUUCAUGAUGAAUCUGAUGGUUGUGGUGCCAAAUUUAGUGUUCUAAUAGUGUCAGAUAAAUUUGAAGGGAAGCCUCUUCUUCAAAGGCACAGGUUGGUCAAUUCAGUACUUGAAGAGGAACUGAAAACAAUACAUGCUUUCUCACAGAAGACAUUAACAACAAAGCAGUGGCAGGAACACAAAUCUACAUAAUCUUUUUGUUCAAUAGGUGUCAUUAUUGAACAAUGU